AAGGUGGUACCAAUAAAAAAAAAUUUGAAUUAAGAAAUUAUGGAUCAUGGUGACAUGUUAUGGCUGUGGAGAUUAGUUCUUGGCCUUGCUCUCUUUCUCCAUCCUCCCACUGCUGCGUCUGAGAAAGCUCCAAACUACUCAUUCAUGCACGAUGCGACCAGGGCACCAACCACGUCUUACUACGACUACAUCAUAAUCGGCGGCGGAACCGCAGGUUGCCCCUUGGCCGCAACGCUAUCACGAAACGCUAGCGUUUUGCUGUUGGAGCGCGGUGGCUCGCCCUACCACAACCCUAACAUCACCCGACUCACUGCGUUUGGAGCCGCACUCUCCGACCUGUCCCCAAAAUCGCCGUCGCAGCGUUUCGUAUCAGAAGACGGCGUUAUAAACGCUCGUGCCCGCGUUCUCGGCGGCGGUAGCGCCCUUAACGCCGGUUUCUACACACGCGCCAGUUUGCAAUACGUCAGGGCAAUGGGGUGGGACGAGAGGCUGGUGAACGAGUCGUACCGGUGGGUGGAGAAGAAAGUGGCGUUCGAACCGCCGAUGGGGCGGUGGCAAACCGCCGUCAGGGACGGUUUGUUGGAGACCGGCGUUUUGCCUAACAACGGCUUCACCUUUGAUCACAUCAACGGUACCAAAUUCGGCGGCACCAUCUUCGACCGGUCCGGCCGCCGCCACACCGCCGCUGACCUUCUAGAAUACGCCGAUCCCGAGGGUAUUUCUGUCUUUUUACACGCCACCGUCCACCGUAUCUUGUUCCAAACCAGAGGCAAAACCAAACCGGUCGCUCAAGGAGUGAUAUUCAGAGACCGAACCGGAAAAGCCCAUUGGGCCUACUUAAAAGCCGGCCCACAAAAUGAGAUAGUGGUUUCGGCGGGAACCCUAGGGAGCCCACAGCUGCUGAUGCUGAGUGGAUUGGGCCCAUCAGCCCAUCUCAAGGCCCAUAACAUCAUGGUGGUUUCCGAUAUGCCGGCAGUUGGUCAGGGAAUGUCCGACAACCCCAUGAACGCCGUUUUCGUUCCAUCUCCUGUUCCGAUCGACGUUUCCCUCAUCGAAGUUGUCGGGAUCACAGGUUCCGGGGCAUAUAUCGAGGCGGCCGGCGGCGAGAAUUUUGGCGCCGGUGGGUCCACAAGGGACUACGGAAUGUUCUCUCCAAAGAUUGGUCAAUUAUCGACCGUACCACCGAAACGAAGGACACCAAAAGCAAUAGCAAAGGCAAUAGACUCGAUGAGCAAAUUAUCAUCACAGGCAUUUCAAGGAGGAUUUAUAUUGGAGAAAGUAAUGGGCCCACUAUCCACUGGCCAUUUGGAGCUCCGGACCCGAAAUCCGAAUGAUAACCCAACUGUCACCUUCAAUUACUUCCGUGACCCGCUCGACCUAAAACGCUGCGUUUUAGGCAUCCAAGCCAUCGCCAAAGUCAUCCAAUCGAAGGCCUUCACGGAGUUCAAGUUCACCGACAUGUCGUUUGAAUAUCUCCUCAACCACACCGCGAGUGCCCCGGUCAAUGUGUUGCCACGUCAUCACGAUUCUGCCACGUUGGAGCGGUUUUGUCGGGACACUGUCAUGACCAUCUGGCAUUACCACGGUGGAUGCCACGUGGGCAGGGUCGUUGACCGUGAUUACAGGGUUUUCGGCGUUGACCGGCUUAGGGUUAUUGAUAUGUCAACUGUGAGUUAUUGUCCCGGGACGAAUCCUCAGGCCACGGUUAUGAUGCUUGGAAGGUACAUGGGUGUGAAGAUUUUGAGGGGGAGACUUGCCAAGGAAGAGAUAAAUUUAUAAUUGGAUUUAGGGUUUUGUGAAAAAAGAAUGGUGUGGUUUUAUAGUUGGUGAAAAAAAAUCGAAAUAAAAUGUAUGAUGCUCAUUACUAAAUUUUUUUUUUGUUAACGUCAUUAUUAAAAUGUUGUAUCAG
Tarenaya hassleriana is the source of this 1909-nucleotide messenger RNA. Its product is annotated as protein HOTHEAD. Bases 40 to 1779 code for a protein of 579 amino acids. NCBI's taxonomy places the organism in Eukaryota, Viridiplantae, Streptophyta, Magnoliopsida, Brassicales, Cleomaceae. The record is from RefSeq and is a predicted model, not a curated record. Gene Ontology annotation, molecular function: flavin adenine dinucleotide binding; oxidoreductase activity, acting on CH-OH group of donors. The transcript is spliced from 7 exons.